This is a messenger RNA of Lepisosteus oculatus (spotted gar), 2698 nucleotides long. It is a transcript of the gene mbtps2, whose product is annotated as membrane-bound transcription factor peptidase, site 2. Gene Ontology annotation, cellular component: cytoplasm; membrane. Gene Ontology annotation, molecular function: metalloendopeptidase activity; protein binding. NCBI's taxonomy places the organism in Eukaryota, Metazoa, Chordata, Actinopteri, Semionotiformes, Lepisosteidae. Gene Ontology annotation, biological process: regulation of response to endoplasmic reticulum stress; membrane protein intracellular domain proteolysis. The record is from RefSeq and is a predicted model, not a curated record.
UCUCUAGCCGGGACAGGAGGCGGAUGUGACGUUUUGUGUACAUCAGGCCUAAAGAUUGGUGUCCCAAGUUGUGCGUGUGUUUUCAGUCAUUUGGCUGCACACCUCUAUUUAUUACAAUAAAAUGCAAAAUAAAAUAUGAAAGACGCUUUAAAGCAGUGACUACGUGCCUCGUCGAAAUGAUCCCUAUCUCGGUGGUGGUGUUUGUGCUGGGAGGGUGGUGUCUGCUUUAUCUCGUCGACACUUUACUGAAGUCCUCCAGCAGUGUGAAGACCUCGUAUGAAGACUGGCUGUCCUCCAAUGGGCUGGCUUUGUCCCCCUUCCACAUCAGGUGGCAGACUGGCCUAUUGAACCACUUCUUUGCCAAGUGGGGAAGAUGGAACCCCCAGUUUCUGUACCGUUGGUUCAACCUGGGCAUGAUCUUCGGUGUGGUAGCCAUGUUCGGCUCCAUCGUCCUCCUGACCAAGACUCUGCUGCAGACCCUGGCUCAGAUGCUCUCCGAGAGCCCAGAGGGCUCCAAUGAGCAGAUGCUGCAGGUGGUGGUGCCUGGUGUCAACCUGCCUGUCAGUCAGCUGGCAUACUUUUUCAUUGCCAUUCUCAUCAGUGGUGUCAUACAUGAGUUUGGCCACGGGGUGGCAGCAAUCAGAGAGCAGGUGAGGUUUAAUGGCUUUGGGAUGUUUAUCUUUAUCAUCUAUCCUGGUGCGUUUGUAGACCUCUUUACAACACACCUGCAGCUCAUUUCUCCAGUCCAGCAGCUCCGGAUAUUCUGUGCAGGGGUCUGGCACAACUUCGUCCUGUGUGUGGCUGCGCUGGCCUUCCUCCUCCUCCUGCCCCUCUUCCUCUUUCCGUUCUACUACACUGGGGCCGGCGCUCUCAUCACAGAGGUUGUUGAGGACUCCCCGGCCAGCGGGCCGCGCGGGCUGUUCGUGGGCGACCUCGUGACGUGGCUGGAGGACUGUCCCGUGCGCAGCGUGGAUGACUGGCACGCCUGCGUCAGGGAGAUCUCCCACCGAGCCCAGGCUGGCUACUGCGUCAAUGCCGCCACGCUGCAGGACACGCGUGCCGGCGGCAGAGGAUACAGGAGGCUGGAUGGAACCAUUGAGUGCUGCAGCAACAACAGCCUUACUGACAUCUGCUUCUCCUACAGCAACAACCUGGAGAGUCGUCUGUAUGCCUGCCUGCCAGCCAGGAAAACCAUUGAAUUCAGCCAGACAUGUCACACCAACAUGGACUGCCAGAAGGACUUCGUACCCAGCCUGUGCGCGGUCCCCUCCUUGGAGAACCAGACCCGGCUCAUUCGGGUCAAGCACCAGCCGCAGCUGGACAUGCUGUUCGUGGGGUACCCCCUGCACCUCCAGUAUGCCGUGAGUCUUACCAACUUUGUACCAAGAUACGGGUUUCUUCAUUUUGACCUGCCUGUGGUUAUCGAGACGUUUUGCAAGUACCUGGUGUCUCUCUCGGGUGCGCUGGCCGUGAUCAACGCCGUGCCCUGCUUCGCUCUGGAUGGCCAGUGGAUGCUGCACUCGCUCCUGGAGGCCACCCUGAGCUCCCUCAUCCUCGAGAAGCACAACCGGGAGCUGCUGGGCUUCUUCAUCCUGCUGGGCGGCAGCGCCCUGCUCGCGUCCAACGUCGCCCUUGGCCUCUGGAUGGUGACGGCGCGGUAGCAUUCAGGGUGGGGUGGGGAGAAUCCAGCCUGCUCUCUUUCUGUUCUGCUGCCCUUGAACAGCAGUUUUACUCUUGAUGGUGUGUGACUGCGGCUGAGAGCGGGGACCGACGCCGCCCCAGCCGUCCCUCGCUCGCUCAGGAUAGUAAAGAGCAGGGAACUCUUCAGCCAGGGAGGCCCAUCAUUCUGACAUUCCCAGCAUGCCUCUCAGCCAGCUGACUGGUUCCCAUGCCAGCCUUAUGCACAGCUCUGCUGAGCCUCAUGGUUUCAUUCCAGGUCCUUCUCAUCACUGUUUCAUAUGGAGGCCAAAGGCCACCUCCAGCCUGUCUGAUCAGAGCCUGAGGAAUUCUGAAAAACAGGUCUUUGUUGGAAGGUUUAAAUCCCACCUUCCACAAAGGCUGUGAUCAUGUGCACUGUGUUUUUGUGAUUUUACAUUUUUAUUAUUUUAUAAUGGGGAUGAUCAGUAUCUUCCCAAUGUUUUUUUUUUUUACAUUUCCCACCUUUUCUUGUUAGUGUUCUGUCUAGUGAAUAAAAGUCGUUAUUGAUGCUGCAGCAUAGACUAACUGUGCCCAGCCACCAGUCUCAAUAGUAAUGAAGGAAGCCGUGUCUGGCUUAAUAACUUUUUAACGAUAGUCUGAACCAGAGGUCCAGGACUCGGCUGAUGGAGUAACUGUGAAAACAGUUGAGUAUUGCCAUUCUCCAGUGCUUGCUAAGCAUGGAUUGAUUUUCUUUUUAAAUAUUCCUGUGAUGGUAGUUAACAGUAUUUGGAUACAUGAGCAUAUUUCCUUUUGGGAUCCACUACUAGGAAGAAUGUAGUGUUUAAAAACUAGCAAGUCUAAUACCAAAGGUUUUUCAAAUAAAAUAAACCACAGCAAUAUUCCUUAAAAGAAAUCUAUUAUGUUUAAAGUGGUUAUCUAUCAAAUAUUAAAUCUAACAGUUAAGGGCAUGCGUGAUAGUUCUUCUUCUACUUUGUGUUGUGUUAAGAGAACUGAAAUGAGCAGUGUUUAUUCUGUACAGUAAAUUCUCUUUUUUCAAGUA